GAAAUCGUUCUUCGUUUAAUCCGGUGCCCGAAACCGACCGCAGAAAAACCCGCUCGCACUCCGUUUAACAUAAUCCAUUGUUAAUUAAUUAAUUAAUUAAUCGGUGGUCCCGGUAUUUUUUCAAAGAGUCUCGAGGCUCGUUGGGAACUCGAGACGGUUCGAGUCGAAGGAAAAAACGAGAAAUCCGGGCAUAUAUAUGCGUUACGUCAGGAAGACCAGCAAGAUCAUUCAGCUGCAGUUUCGCACCUUCCUACUCGUUAGAGAUCACCAUUAGGAUUCUACUUGCUACAUCGACAGCUCCUUGUCAUUAUCUUGCUAUAAUUCUUCCCACUGGCUCGUUCGCUCAGAUUGGACUUCGAGAGGACCUGAAGGAUGAGGUCCCACCUACUCGUUCUGAUCUUCCUCUUCGCCGUUUCCUCUUCGGAAUCGACGCAGCGGCCGUCGGCGGACGAGAAAUGUCGCCAGGAGCACCCAGUCCUUCUACAUUAUUUCUCCUGGGCCGAUUACACAGUACUGGCGUCGAUGCUGAUAAUCUCCUGCCUGAUUGGUACUUUCUAUGGGUUCUUCGCGGAGAAACAGGAGACGAGUGAAGACUUCCUCCUCGGUGGCUCGAGCAUGGGCACGUUCCCUAUGGCGAUGUCGCUCGCGGCUAGCUUUAUCACCGCUAUCGAACUCCUCGGCAAUCCCGCCGAGAUGUACAAGCAGGGUACUCAGUUUUGGAUGACGUGUGUGUCGUUCAUCCUGGUGGUUCCGGUGACAUCUCGGUUGUACUUGCCAGUGUACAUGAAGCUGAGGCUGACGUCCAGCUACGAGUACCUGAACCUCCGCUUCGAUAGGCACUGCAGACUGCUCGCCGGCGGUCUCUACAUGCUGCAGAUGAUCCUGUACACGUCCGUCGCCGUCUACGCACCGGCAUUAGCUCUAAGUCACGUCACUGGCCUUAAUACUUAUAUAGCCGUCACUCUAGUCUACGUAGUUUGUAUUUUCUACGCCUCGCAGGGUGGAAUGAAAGCCGUUAUAAUGACGGACACAUUCCAAGCAGCGGUGCUGCUCGGUUCCCUGUUCCUGAUCGUCGGUUAUGGUCUCUCCUGGGAAGGCGGUUUGUCCCAGGUCUGGGAGGUGAACGAGAAUUCCGGCAGGAUGGAAUUCUUUAACAUAGACCCGUCGCCCACCGUCCGGCACAGCUUAUGGAGCGUGGUGAUCGGUGGCACCGUCUACUGGACCACCAUGUUCUGCAGCAACCAAGCCUCCGUCCAAAAGUACCUCAGCGUCGAGAGCAUCAGUCAAGCCAGAACAGCUCUGUGGGUGUCGGCCGUCGGGAUGAUCGUGAUUUACACAGUGAACUUUUUGACGGGCAUGGUGCUCUACAGCACGUACAAAGACUGUGACCCGUUGCAUGCCGGAUUCAUAAGCGGCCAGGACCAAUUGCUGCCGCUCUACGUGAUGAACUUCAUGGGGAACCUGAAGGGAGUCCCCGGUUUCUUCGUCGCUGGGAUCUUCGCCGCCUCCUUAGGAACGGUGGCGAGCGCUUUGAACUCUCUGUCGGCGAUCACUUGCGAAGAUGUCCUGCAGGGCUUGUUCAAACUCGAGUUGCCGGCUAGAAAGGGAGCCGUUUACGCAAGAUGGAUCAGUAUAUUCUUCGGAGCACUUAGCUUCGUCCUGGUCUUCGUCGUCGAGCGCCUCGGCAGCGUUCUUCAGGUUGCUCUGUCGUUCAAUGGUAUGGUAGGAGGUAUUACGUUGGGAUUGUUCUCUUUGGGGAUGUUCAUUCCAUGGGCGAACGCUAAAGGCGCGAUCACCGGUGCCGUCACCAGUUUAGUGAUCAUCUUAUGGAUCGGUUUGGGCGCACAGAUCGCUGCCCUCAACGGGCAAAUCCACCUAGACGGCAAGCCUGUCUCAGUGGACGCCUGCCCUUGCCUCGUCAACGCAACCGUUUCCACGUCAUCCACUGAUAACGUCGACAGCGACGUCUCUUCCAUAUACAAGAUAAGUUAUCUAUGGUACAGCGCGAUAGGCUGCAUACUGACUAUGCUCGUGGGCGUGGUGGUCAGCUUCUUCACCGGAUUCCAGAAUCCAGCGGAUCUGGACCAUGACCUUCUCAGCCCGCCGAUUGCGUCUCUGUUCCGCAUGAACAAGAAGCCCGUGAGCAAUGUUCAUCAAGGCAUCACGAACUUCGCCCUGGAGCUUGACGACGAGAAACACCAAGCGGAGAACGCGAAGAAUCUCAAGAAGUGAAGAGAGACACGAGGAGAAUCUCGCGCUUGGAUCUCGAUUUUCGGAUGAAACGAAAUUAUUACAGAGAUCUAACGUGAAGAGGACAGCGGAGCGGUGUGAAAAGAUUUUCGAAACUCGUUAUUGCGAGGUACUUGCAAACAUUCAAAAAGUACUUUGAUACAGGAAGAAGCUACGUUUAAAUAAUUAUUU
Messenger RNA from Ceratina calcarata, 2421 nucleotides. Its product is annotated as sodium-coupled monocarboxylate transporter 1. The transcript is spliced from 9 exons. Gene Ontology annotation, molecular function: symporter activity. Gene Ontology annotation, biological process: transmembrane transport; sodium ion transport. The record is from RefSeq and is a predicted model, not a curated record. Gene Ontology annotation, cellular component: membrane. Lineage: Eukaryota; Metazoa; Arthropoda; Insecta; Hymenoptera; Apidae. The coding region runs from base 373 to 2232 and encodes 619 amino acids.